UCGGCGUAUCUGCGCAUGCGUGACUCUGUCCUCUAGUCUAGUCUCAGCGGUUAGCUGCGGUAAAGCGCGUAGCAGUGUUUACUUUUGCACGACCUGAGUUCAUAUUCAUAUUCAUCACUGUAUAAUUCGCUUGUUGACGAUGGCAGGAACUCUUGCACGUAAAGCCGUGGAUCAUCUCCGCAGUAAAGAGUUCAGAGAGUAUCUCAUGAGGUCACACUUCUGGGGUCCGGUGGCCAACUGGGGUUUGCCCAUCGCUGCCAUCAGUGACAUGAAGAAGAGCCCCGAGAUCAUCAGCGGCAGGAUGACCUUCGCUCUGACGUGCUACUCGUUGCUGUUCAUGCGCUUCGCCUAUAAGGUCCAGCCGAGGAACUGGCUUCUGUUCGCCUGCCAUCUGACCAAUGAGACGGCCCAGCUCAUCCAGGGCAGCAGACUCAUCCGAUACAACAUGGAGCAGAAGACGGUCAAAUGAUGAGGUUUCAGCGCCACGGUCCCCUCGUCUCUUCAGAUCAAACUAUCUUUUCUGUUUAAUGCAAAUAAAUAAUCCUAGAUGA
Molecule: messenger RNA, 551 nt
Organism: Rhinichthys klamathensis goyatoka
Lineage: Eukaryota; Metazoa; Chordata; Actinopteri; Cypriniformes; Leuciscidae
Gene: mpc1
Product: mitochondrial pyruvate carrier 1
Exons: 4
Coding region: 140-469 (109 amino acids)
Biological process (GO): pyruvate import into mitochondria
Cellular component (GO): mitochondrial inner membrane
Source: RefSeq, a predicted model, not a curated record